AGUGUUGCAUUCGGGUACGUAAGUAUUACCCCAAAUUACAAAUGUAGAAAGCCUUUUUUACGAGGAGAAACGGAGAAAAGAGUCCAACCCUUGGAGAUGGGAAACUGGUGGUGGAGAGUCGACACCUUCGGUGGUAUAUCCAUUUACGUUAUUUCGUCACCCCCGUUUGCUUCCUUAAUCGGGAUUUGGACAUGGUUGCAGGUUGCUCUGUUUCUGGGCCUAAACAGAAGCAGCGGGGAUGGGUUUCGGUCUCGACUGGAAGUGGGUCUUCCCAGUUCAAUCUCAUCUCCUAUCCCAUUCCUCAACCAGGAACCACUCCUCUUUUGUUAGAAGCAGAGAGGCUUAUUUUGAAUCAGCAAGGAUGUCAUUCCUAUCUGUUAUUCCUGAGGAAAGUGAGACUCUGCAGAAAGAUCCUUUGAAAGCUUAUGCAUGCUCAUCUGGAACUUUGCAACCUGUCAACAAUGGCUAUGCCGCAAUAGGAGUGAAGAUGAACACCAGUAAGGAGUUUCACAAUUCAUUGUAUGAUACAUUUGAAGAUAUCAGCAUUGCUACUCCAGAGGAUUCAUCUGCCUUCCUUGCAAGCUUACAAGCAAGAAAGAUAUCAUGUUUUAGUCUGUUAAUGGAAAAUGUUGAGAAGAUAGAAGAUAUAUUUGUUAGUUCCGACUUGAUAAGGCUAGAAAAAGGCAUUUUAGUGCAAUUAGAAAAGCUUGGAGCUCUAAAUUUAUUCCAUGCAUGUCUCUCUAGGACUGUCAAAGUAUCCAGUGCUCUUAAUCUGCACUCUGCACUGAAAGAGUGUUCCAAGAAAUAUCUGAUGGAUGGUGAAAUGAGUGAUCAUGUAGAUCAUAUAACAGUUCCCUCAAGGAGAAAAGAAGAAAGAAAAUUAAGGAGGGAGAGAGAAUCAAAAAGGGCCUCUAAGAAGCCAGCUUUGAAAUCAUCCCCAAAAUGUGGUAUUGGAGGGCCUCAACAGUCUACCAUUUCCAUUGCUAAAAGACCAGCAAGCGCAAAAAGUAGAAGACUUAUGAUUGCUAGAAAUGAGUCAGAAAUGUCAAGAGCCGUCAAAGAAGUAUCAUGCUUAGAGAGAAUAAGGUCAAAUUUGGAAGAGGAACUUGGGCGAGUUAUCAGUUUCAGCAGCUGGGCUGAAGCUGUGGGUCUUGAUGAGAAGGAGUUGCAGCAACGCCUACAUUUUGGUUGGUAUUGCAGAGAUAAGCUUCUAAGAAGUACACGUUCCUUAGUGGUGUACCUUGCAAGAAACUACAGAGGACUGGGAAUAGCCUUUGAAGACCUACUUCAGGCAGGGAAUUUUGGUGUUCUUCAAGGUGCAGAGAGGUUUGAUCAUACAAGGGGAUACAGGUUCUCAACCUAUGUUCAGUACUGGAUUAGGAAAUCCAUGUCAACAUUGGUGGCACAACAUUCACGGGGGGUCCAUAUACCUUUGACAUUGAGCAGAGCUAUAAACCAGAUACAUAAAACUCGGAAGUCCUUCUUCAACACCCAUGGAAGAUAUCCAGAUGAUGAUGAAAUUUCAAAAUGCACAGGUCUAUCAGUAGCUAAAGUUAGAUUGGCUGGGAAGUGCCUACGAGUUGUGGGUUCAAUUGAUCAGAAAAUGGGAGACAGCCUGACUGUAAAAUUCAUGGAAUUUAUGCCCGACACCUCAAUAAAGACUCCUGAAGAUAUUGUCAUGAGACAACACAUGAGGAAGGAUAUUCAUAAACUUCUUCAAGGCUUGCAUCCAAGGGAGAGGAAGGUUCUUGUUCUGAGAUAUGGACUUUGCGAUGGUCGAUGCAGAUCUCUUGAGGAGAUUGGAAGGCUUUUCAAUGUGACCAAGGAGUGGAUAAGAAAGAUAGAGAAAGCAGCGAUGACAAAGGUAAGGACGGAGGAAGUGCAGAGGAACUUGAGCGAGUACUUGCACUUGUAGUUUAGAUGGAAUUCAAGGUCAUUGUUUGCUUACCUUUGAAAUUGGCUGGUAGAUUAUUUGGUAGUUGAACUGCGUCAGUUCCAACUCAAAGUGAACUCUAUCAGUUGACGAAUUAAAACAAAAAAGAAGAAGAAAAAUAUACUUGCAUCGGACAUUCAAUAAUUUGUUUUGGUGAGUUUGAAACCAAAUGUGGCACCUCUCAUGACCCAAAAUGCAUGGUGACAGAGGCUGUGUAAUCUUUGACAGGGUGCAUCUUGUGUCAAAUAUCCCGUCAACCUCUACGGAUGUCACCAUUAUUUGCCCCUGCAAAUAUGUGAUCGAAUAUACAUUACCUCAUUCUUUUUCUAUUUGUAUAUUGAUAUUGGUUUGUUUUACCGUUCUGGGUUUAAUUUUGGCCAAAAAGUAUAUAUCCAACAUUUUCUUUUUCGUUUUGUUGGUGGAGAGGACUUUUUUUUCCAAUGAGAUAAUGUCAUAUAACAUUACUUUUUUGUUAAUUGCUAAUGAGAAUAUUCAUGUUGAUA
Molecule: messenger RNA, 2436 nt
Organism: Nelumbo nucifera (sacred lotus)
Lineage: Eukaryota; Viridiplantae; Streptophyta; Magnoliopsida; Proteales; Nelumbonaceae
Gene: SIGC
Product: RNApolymerase sigma-subunit C
Biological process (GO): DNA-templated transcription initiation; regulation of DNA-templated transcription
Molecular function (GO): DNA-binding transcription factor activity
Source: RefSeq, a predicted model, not a curated record